Molecule: messenger RNA, 14478 nt
Organism: Leishmania major strain Friedlin
Lineage: Eukaryota; Euglenozoa; Kinetoplastea; Trypanosomatida; Trypanosomatidae
Exons: 1
Coding region: 1-14478 (4825 amino acids)
Biological process (GO): rRNA processing; ribosomal large subunit assembly
Cellular component (GO): preribosome, large subunit precursor; nucleus
Molecular function (GO): ATP hydrolysis activity; ATP binding
Source: RefSeq, a predicted model, not a curated record
AUGGGGAUGAUCCUCACGCCAACGGUGGCGCGGAAUCUGGAGAGCAUCCAGCUGGCGGUCGAGACCAGCAAUGCAAUCCUCAUUCAAGGAGAGAUCGGAUGUGGAAAGAGCGCAUCUGUGCUUCAUUUAGCGGAGAAGUACGCGGCAAAGGAAACGAUGAUCCAAGUAAACGUAGACGACACGUUCGACAGCAAGGAUCUUCUCGGCAAGUUUAGCGCGACUCAAACUCCUGGAGCCUUCCAGUGGGUUCCGGGGCCGCUGACGGUCGCUGUGCAGAAGGGCUAUUGGGUUCUCAUGGAGGAUAUCGACCUCGCUUCGUUCGAUGUCUUUGCUGUGCUUCUUUCCCUGCUUGAGAGCUCGACCCUCUUUAUUCCGGACAAGAACAAGUUUCUGCGCGCGCACAGCGGGUUCAGGCUGAUUGCAACUCAGCAGCUGUACUCCUCCGGUGCAGCCGUGCUCACACGCAAGUCAAACUCCGUACCCUAUGCUGAGCUUUGGGGCACCGUGAUCAUGGAAAACCUGCCAGCGGAAGAAAUGUGCGCCAUUGUCAACCAUACAUACAACAACGUUCCGUUGUCCAUCAUUCAAAGCCUGGCGACACUGGCUUCCCCAACGUCUGGCGCAAGACUUGUGGGGCUGCAGAAUCUGCUAAGGUGGAGUAAACGAGUAAGUAAGCGUCUGCCAAGCACGCCUUGUAUUGAUAAUGCUAAUAGCAAAGCCACACCAGCAUUUAUUUCGUCCCGCACGCGCGAGACAAUGGUGAAAGAGGCGUUUGACUGCCUUGUAGCAAAGUACCCUCCAGGAAAUGAGCGUGCUGAAGUGCUGAAGAUGAUCUCGGAAGUUUGCGGGGUACCGAUCAAUGUUGCUGAGCCUCUUGUUCUGGAGUGCAGGCCACAGGAGUCACUGGCCACGGACAUGUACUCAGUGGGCAGGGUGUGCAUUCCGCUCAUCUCCACUGUCUCCGGGCUCUUGCGCGACAGCCGCAUUGCAUUUGCGCCAACUACGCACGCCAUGUCCCUCUUGGAGAGGCUUGCGGCGGCCGUAGAAUCGCACGAGCACGUGCUUCUUACUGGUGAAACAGGCGUAGGAAAGACGUUUAUUGUGCAGUAUCUGGCGGAUCAGCUGGGCCAGUCGCUAAUCGUGCACAAUCUCAAUCAGCAGACGGACUCGUCGGAUUUCAUGGGCGGAUGGAAGCCGUUAGAUGUGGGUGUGACGGUGCGGGACCUGUACAACGGAUUUACGGAGCUCUUUGCGGCGUGCUUCAGUGUUGAGAAAAACGCACAGUUUCUCAAUAUUCUUCAGCAGUCCGUCAAUGGCCGGAAAUGGGGCCGUGUGCUGAACCAGAUCAUCAAGGGUUGCGGCUGCUUUAGGGCAAAGAGCGCAAAGGUGGAGUACGAUGCAGCUAUGCAGCAGCGGUGGGAGGAUCUGGAGCAGAAGGCCAACGAGCUGCUGGACACUCUGGAAAAGACGAGAACAAACUUUGCGUUUUGCUUUGAGGAAGGCUCCCUUGUCAAGGCGUGGCGCGAGGGUCACUGGAUUCUGCUGGACGAGCUCAAUCUGGCCAGCACCGAGGUGCUGGAGCGCGUCUCCUCUGUGCUUGGCGAUGUCGACCGCCUUUUUCUCACGGACAAGGACUCUUCAGAGCCGAUCAUGCGCCACAAGAACUUCCACGUUUUUGCGAACAUGAAUCCUCCAACUGACGUCGGCAAAAAAGACUUGCCGCCGUCUCUGCGUUCGCGGUUCGUCGAGUACUACGUGAGCGAACCAUUCAACCGCAACGACAUUAGCAUUGUGGUGGGGGCGUACAUAGGCUUCCUCACGGCAGACGCAAAGGUAGAUGAAAUUACAGACUUUUUCCUCGACUGUGUGAACAGUGCGAAAACGAAGCUCUGCGCCUUGGACGGCGAGUCGAAAGCGCCGUCGUUUAGUCUGCGAACACUCACACGUGCCCUCUCUUACGUGCGCCGCGCCACCCCACUCUACGGCUUCGCGAUCGCCUUGUUUGAAGGCCUACUUCUCGGGUUUGCGACUCCUCUGCAGCGUCAGUUCCACGUGGUUGUGGAGCAGCUCAUUGUCAAGAAUAUCUUUCGCGGCAAGCGCCCCAACUCCCCCACCCUGCCGGCCGCCCCGACGAACGGGUCGUUCAUCGCGUACGAGCACAUGUGGAUUCCUUCUGGUGCCGAGGUUCCGUACUGCGACGAGGCAUUCAUCCUCACCAACAGCGUCAAAGGCCACCUGAUGAAUCUCAGCCGCGCAGUGUUUGCAAAUCGUCCGGUGCUGCUCGAGGGCCCCACGUCCGCUGGCAAGAGUUCCAUGGUGAAAUAUCUGGCUGAGCUCACCGGCAAUAAGUUUGUGCGUAUCAACAACCACGACAGCACCGAGGUUCAGGAGUACCUGGGCCACUACGUCACAGAUGAGCUCGGAAAGCUGCGCUACGUGGACGGAAUUCUCGUGAAGGCUGUUCGCCACGGCUACUGGGUGGUGUUGGAUGAGCUGAAUCUUGCACCGACCGACGUGCUCGAAGCCCUUAACCGUCUUCUGGAUGACAACUGCGAGCUGUUCGUUGCUGACACUCAAGAAACCAUAAAGCCGCAUCCUCAGCUUCGCAUCUUUGCGACGCAGAAUCCUGCCGGCAUUUACAGUGGCCGAAAGAUGCUCUCCCGCGCCUUUCGAAACCGCUUUCUUGAGAUUACAGUGGACGAGAUCCCGACAACGGAGAUCAGCACUAUUUUGUGCCGCCGCUACUUACUUCCGCAGAGUUUUGCUGAUAAAAUGGUGGAAGUGAUGACAGCGCUGCAAAUGCACCGCCAGAGCUCGCAGAUCUUUGCUGGCCGUCAUGGGUUCAUCACACCUCGUGAUUUGUUUCGGUGGGCGGAGCGUCGGCCGGAAACGUAUCAACAACUGGCAGAACACGGCUUUCUGCUUCUGGGAGAGCGAUGCCGCAAGUCCAGCGAGCGCCAGGUCGUGCGAGAUGUCAUCGAGUCGGUGACCAAGACGGAGCUGGACGACAAGACCAUUUAUCACCCAUCGCACUGGCCGUUUGUGCAGUGCUACUUUAGUCAGGUCGAGAGUGGCGUCAUUGACGAGUUCAAAAUCGUCUGGACGGAGUCCAUGCAGCGCCUAUUCACCACUGUAGGCAUUUGCCUGGAGCACAAAGAGCCCGUCCUGCUCGUUGGCGAAACUGGGAGCAGUAAGACCACGGUGUGCCAGCUGUGGGCGGCACUGCUCGGCAUUCCGCUUCACAUCCUGAACUGCCACCAGCACACAGAGGCAUCGGACUUUCUCGGCAGUCUGCGACCCUCGCCACCGGACCGGCGCGAUCAGGCGUUGUUUGAGUGGCGCAACGGCCCACUGGUGCAGAGCAUGCUCAGUGGUGACAUGCUUGUGCUGGAUGAGAUUUCACUCACCGAGGACAGCGUUUUGGAGCGACUGAACAGCGUGCUGGAGCCCUCGCGCAGCGUUACGCUGGCGGAGAAGAGCAGCGCCGACUGCAUCGUGGCGCACGAACGGUUUCUCAUCAUGGCAACCAUGAAUCCCGGUGGUGAUUUUGGCAAGAAGGAGUUAUCGCCCGCCCUCCGCAACCGCUUCACGGAGAUCUACGUCCGCCCCACUACAGACGUAACGGAGGUGGGCAUGAUUCUGUCGCACCGCCUGGAGGCGGAGCUGGCGGUGUGGGCUCCUCACAUGGCUGCGGUGCUCUGCCGCGUCUCGCAGUCGACCACCACAUCUGGCGCACCGCAGCACAUCAGUAUCCGUGACAUCAUCAGCUGGGUGUCUUUCAUGAACGCUGCCCAUGGCCGGUGCCCACCGGAGGUCGCCUUUCUGCAGGGGCUCGACGCUGUCAUUGUCGAUGGCAUCGGUGUUGGCACUGGGCAUUCGGAGGCGUCGUGCGCGGUGUUGAAGAGCAGCUGCAUGUCGCAGGCGGUGCAGGAGGUGAUGCAGUUCGGGCACGCGCCGAUCGACGACAAGGCCCUGCUUGCGAAGCCCUUCUGGGAGGUGUGCGAGGGCAUGGCGGAGCCGCAGCUGCCGCCAUCGAUGCAGGGCCGCUUCUUCUUCGGCGCCCCGGCAACGCGGCGCAAUUUGUCCAAGCUGAUGCGGGCGAGCCUCGUGAAGAAGGCAGUUCUCCUGGAAGGUAGCCCGGGCGUGGGUAAAACCAGCAUCGUGGAAGCUCUUGGCUGCGCGCUGGAUCGAUCGGUGGUGCGCAUCAAUUUGAGCGAUCAGACGGACAUCAUGGACCUCUUUGGUACGUACUUGCCGAGUCCCGGUGAUGCCGCUGAGCAGGAAGAGGCCGCGGCGGAGGGAGAGGAAUCUGCCGCGACGGCGGGGGAUGAACUGGAGCGACAACAGCCGUGCGGUGGGCGAGGUCAUGUGAAGGGCCCACAGUUUGCAUGGUCGGAUGGCGUUCUUUUGCGAGCCCUGAAGGAGGGCUCGUGGGUAAUUCUAGACGAGCUGAACCUGGCGAGUCAGUCAGUGCUGGAGGGCCUGAACGCCUUGCUCGACCACCGCUCUACCGUUUUUAUCCCUGAACUGAACGAAGAGUUUCACGCGCACGCCGACUUCCGCGUGUUUGCGUGCCAGAACCCGCUGCUGGAGGGUGGCGGUCGAAAAGGUCUGCCUUGCAGUUUCAUCAAUCGAUUCAUCAAGGUACACGUCGAGGCGUUCGAGGUGAGCGACCUGAUUGUGAUUGCCCAGGCGGUGUGCCCCGACAUCGAAGAGGCGACGCUGCGGCGCAUGGUGGACUUCGUGGACCGACUGCAACACGACAUAAUGGUGCGCCGAGCGUACGGCUUGCGGGGCAGCCCGUGGGAGUUCAACCUGCGCGAUGUGUUACGCUGGGCGAAGCUUCUGCAGUCGUACGAGGCGCGUGAGCGACCGACGUCGUUUGCCGACAUGCUUUUUCUCCAGCGCAUGCGCACUGACGAGGAUGCGGCGCGGUGCCGCCUGGCGCUCGAGUCGUGCUUUUCCAAGGAAGAAGUCGAGAGAGACGUGGAACACGGGUGCGACUCCGACUUCCUCAUCCACGACAGCGCCGUUUACUUCGCCAAGCAACGACUCAUGCAGCGGGAGACAGCCACCAUCAGCGCCUCGGAUGCACAGAAACUUAGCUCGUUGCUGCUCCUUCCUUCACAGGCACACCUUGUCAAGUCGCUGCUGGUGUGCGUGGAGCAGAAUCAAUUUGCCUUGCUGGUCGGUCCCUCCGGCUCUGGUAAGACUUUCGCACUGCGCACCGCCGCCGCCCUUGCCGGGGCAAGGCUAGUCACCUUCUCCAUGACCGCGAGCUGCGACACAGUGGACUUGCUGGGUGGAUUCGAUCAGGUGGAGGGCAAGCAAGGCGAGUUUGAGUGGCGUGACUCUCUCGUGCUGGAGGCGAUGGUGCAGGGGCACUGGCUCGUCUUGGACAACGUGAACUACUGCAAUGCGAGCGUGCUGGACCGACUGAACCCACUCGUGGAGCCAAACGGCGUUCUCUUUGUUAAUGAACAGGGUGUCGUUAACGACGAGGUGCGCGUGAUUCGGCCGCACCCUCGCUUCCGCCUCUUCGCCACGCUGAACCCGCGCUACGGCGAGAUCUCACGUGCGAUGCGCAACCGCGCCGUUGAGCUGUACGUGAAACCGGUAGCGAUUCCAUCUGCAGAGAGCCUUGCCCUCGGCGCCCACGCAUCUGUCGUGGCACAGGAGCGGCACAAAUCGUUGCAAGAUGCCAAGAGCGCGGACGAGGCGGCCAACUCCGUCGCGUCGCAGAGCGCACCUCCGGUACGCUUGCUCUCGCGUCUGCUGCGGUACCACCAGACGUUUGUUUCUGUUGGCUUUCACGCUGACUCCAAACAAACUGGGACUGCGCAGCUCAGCGACGCGCUCUCUGCCGGUGCGCCAAGUGUAUUCACGCUACUGCGGACAAGCUGCCUGCUGCGACCCAGCAGCCUUGUCGGCGACUUGGAGAGGUUGAUUCUGCACCGAUAUAUCCACAACCGCAGUGGGCACUGGGCCAGCUUCAAGCCGGAGCUACUUGAGCUGCUACGCCGCAUAAUGGACGGCGACAUCAAAGAGAACGACACUGCGGCUUUUGCUGAGGAGGCGAUGGAGCUGCUGUGGGCGCUGCGGCUAGAUGGCCGCGGUGACGAGAUGUUUGACAGGGCUGCUGCCGCCGAGGAUGAGGAAGCCGCCACCGCUAGCGACCCGGUGGCAAGGGUUCUUGUGUGCCGCCGUGUUGGCCGUGCUGCUCUUGCGUUGCAGCGGCUUCUUUCGGAGUCGGCCAGCGCCACCGAGCACGACAUGAAGGACGCCGCGGAAGCGGCGAAGCAGGAGAAGCGCACGCUCACCAACUGUCACAGGCUGGAGGACUUGGUGCUGUGCUUCAUCUUGGAGCAGUGCAGCGACAGCGUCCCCCUCCACGCCGUCACGGAGACGCGUCGGCUGUGGAUAAGUCACCAUCUCCCAGCUGAACUCGCGCAGCGCGCUCUCUCGCUUGUGAGGACGGGAUUUUGCUCGCCAGAGAUGCUCGCGGGGCUUUACACAUGUGCUGUCCUUCUACUUGGCCCUCACGCCGAUGCACUCACGGCGCUGCGGGGCUCGCGGAUGCAGGUGGUCAGCUCCACCCUCGUGAACAACGCCCUGGUUCAUCUGUGCAGUGUGCUGCAAGCGGCAUUUGCGAGCUACAACGCAACUCCUGUGCCACCCGCAACGUUUCAGCAGCUUCUUCGCCUUGCCGCGCCGUUCGCGCGACUCGUGGUUCAACUCGCCAACGAGGAGUACGGUGUGCACACCGACAACUACAUCCCCCUCGUCACCUACACAGCGCUGGUGUGCAAAGCCGUCUCGAAGAUGAAUCCACCAAUGCCCCACGCCAUGGCGCUGGUUCAUGCCGCCACAAGCUUCCUGGACUCGCUUCAGCAGCACCUUGGCCUCCCUUUCCCGCUGCUGGGCGGCAAGGCCCCGCUGCACCGCUAUGUGCCCACUCCUCACAUUACCACGGCAGAGGAGCGACGCCUGCUGCAGGCAUGGAACACGGCCGCAAACGCGGCAUCCGCUGCGAGGCCAACAGCCCAGUCCAACUCGGCGGUAGACCCACAAGCGCUACUUCAUCGCCUCUGGGAGUCCGCAGCGUUCCGUGAGGGCUUUGCAUGUCUUCAGCAGCUCUUGUACAUUCGCACCACGGCGGCCACGUACGCCAGCGUGACAUCGGCGGAUCCUGCGCACACCGUGCACCCCUUUCUCCCUGCUCUGCAGGCUCGGAUGACGGCAUUCGUUGACACCUACACAGCUCGCUUGCCGCUCUUCACUGAACUCGAGCUGGCCCUCUGGCGCAGCGUGCACCAGCUGCCCCUCGAUAAACCAGCGGACACGACAGAGGCCCUGGCUAAGCUGACGCCGUUGUUGCUGAGCCGCUUUGCCAGUCGCCACGGUGUCGCCGGCACGCGUCACCUCUUCGCCGGCGCGUGGGCGGUGGCUGCGGCAGAUUGUAUGCGCUAUGGUGCGCAGGUGCCUGUUAUGGACAUCGGCCUCGCCGACAACCCACGCCUGCAAGCCCUGGCCGGCCUCUCCACAUUUCUGCAGACCUGUCCUUUGGCGGCUGCGUCGCCGCUGGAGGAGUGGGCGACCAACUCUCAGCUGGAGUUGGUGGGAGUGCUGUGUGCCUGCUUCCCAGACCUUGCUUCAUGCGUGCCGACCCCGCUGCCGCCAUCCCGUACCUCAGUCACGGCCGUCACCCGACUCUCCGUUUUUGGACAGGCGGAAACGGUCGUCUCUUCCGCUGCGCCGAUGCCGUCUUUGGUGCUCGAGAGGCAUAGGAUGCUGAUGGCUGCUCUGCUGCGCCGACUUCGUAGCAACGGAUGCGACAGCGCGGACACGCUUUCUGCCGUGACGCUUCUGUGGGUCCUCAAGUGCCGUCUGCUGCUGCCGCAGUCCCCAGUGGAUCCGAUGUAUCGGCGGGAGUGCAAGCGCGUGGUGGCCACUGAGGAGCUAGAGCUUCUCGACCGACUCGAUGGCGCGUUUGCCUGGGCCGAGCAGCUCGCAAUCCGACACCGUAGCCCCCAGCGCGAGAUCCUGCUGAUGCUGCGUGUGCAGGAGAAAGAGCUUCUGCGGCAGGCGCAGCGCAAGUAUGUGACGCGCCCAGACGCCACUGGCAUGAAGUACGCUACCCUGAUCCGGCAGCUGUACCAGGUGUGUACGACGCUCCUGUCCGACGCGCGUGUGCUCGGUUUGUUCGAGAUGCCGCCGGCGUCUGCUGGUGGUUUGAAUGCGGCUGCCGCCGCAGAGAUCAUAGCUAGCCGAGAGGCGUGGAGUGACCUGCUGUACGAGCAGGUGAUGCAGCUGCUGGCUGAGUACGGCGGCUACGAGGACGUGACGGUGAACUUUGCCGAGGCGGCGCUGCUCGCCUCCAUGGCAGCACGGGCUAGCUGUACCACAGAUGCCUGCCUGCUCGCCGCCGCCGCCUCCGCCGACUCGUCUGCACUAUCGCGCACACUCUUUAGCCGUGCCGACACGCUGCGCCUGCUGCAAUUUCCAUCCCCCCUGGUGCACGUGUUGCCGAUGCCCCCAAUGCAGCAUACCGCGUCUCUGUUGCGCCACCGCGUCGUCUACCUGGACUCGUGCCUCUCCCUGCUCUCCGGCACCGCGCCGCAGGGGACGAGCCGCGACUUUGUCGAGGACAUCUUCGCCCAGUACCGUUCCCUGUUCCGCCAGAUCGAGGAGUGGGAGGCGCAGGAGCGCCAGGCCGACCAGCUUGCGGUGAUGUACAAGGAAAAAGCCACCAUGAUCGAGGGCGACGAUGAGAAGCUGAUACGCAAGUUGAAGGAGCUGUACCCGAGCUACGAGGCGGAGUUCAGCAUCGACGCUCUCGAGGACGACGCGGCGGACCCGCCGGAUCGAAAGAAGACGGAGGAGCAGCUGGAGGGGCGUCGCGCCAAGUUUGCCCGCAUCCUUUUCAAGGAGCGGGACGGCUUCUACCUGCGCCACCUCGUCGAGGUGCACCGAACCUUCUACUGGCGCCUCAUUUCCUGCCGCAUGGAGGCGGCAGCGACGGCAUCCAGUGCAUGCAGCGAAACGUCGCCGCGGUCCACCGCGCUGCUUACCGCUUUUCAGAACCGCUUCGAUGCCCUCGCCGCGGAACUGCACACCUUUCCGGCGUCGAGCGGCAGCACAUCCGGGGUGGCGGGGGCGGAGGAACAGCUUCUCCUGAAUGGCUUCGCGGCCCGCGUCUCACUGCUGCGCGAGGAGAUGCGUGGCACCGCUGUCUCCCUGGAGGAGCGGAAGGAGGCAGCCUUCAACAUUUUCCUCGACACGGACGUGUACGAACUGAGUCGCUUCAGCACCCCUUUGCAGACUUUGCUGGAUGCCGUGCAGCGACUUGCCGAGCAGUAUCCCGACACGCCGUCGUUGCAGCGGUGCCUGCGCAUCGGCCACAAGAUUGCCGCACUUCCGGCGAUGAGUACCCCGCUGAUGAAGGUGAUGGCUGGCUGCGAGGUGCUACUUCGGGAGUGCUACGAGUGGGAGCGCAACGCAUCGCACGAGGUCUCGUUGAUCCGCCACAUGACGGCACUUUCCUCCUUCGUGCUGCGCUGGCGCCGGCUGGAGCUGCACUGCUGGGCGCACGUAUUUCAGGCGAAGCACGCCGAACUCGAGCUCCAGGCAGCACAGCAGUGGUUCACGCUCUAUGACCUUCUGCUCGGUGAAGCGGUGCCAUGCGAGUCCGACGGCGAAGACCACUAUACCGUAGCUGUGUGGGAUGCCGAGACGCCGCUGCUGCGACGCUGCCGCGCCGCCUUCCAGCGUGCCUCGAAGUUCAUGUGGGAUGCGAUCUUUGGAGACUUCAGUGUGCGACUCCGCAUCCUGCAAGGGUUUGGGUUUCAGCUCCUCGCGGCAGAGAGUGCGCAGGCACCGCUGGCUAACACGGUGCUGCACGUGUGCGACUUCUUUGCCCAGUUCGAACCGCUCGUCCAGCAGCAACGCGACAAGGCUGUGCAGCCGAUCGAGGAGGACAUUGCGGAGUUCGCCAAGAUUAUGCGCUGGGAGGACGCCAACUACUACGCCGUGCGCGCCACCGCGGAGAAGUCGCACAUGAAGAUGGCGCGCGUGCUCGGCACCCUGGAGGAGGUGCUGCGAACCCCGGUCCUCGCGGUCAUCACAGCCGAGGAGCAGCGGUGCGAGGACGAUGCUUCGCUCGGCUUCGCGCUGCCGGUGAAGGCGGACUCCAAGUCCAAGAAGGCAAAGCAGGCAAGAAAGCCCGCGGAGGCUGCGGGCAAGGGUGUGAAACAGGGCAUCAAACGACAACGCAACGGCAAGGCCGUUUCUGCCGCGGCAGAUAACCCAUCACUGGAGGCUGUUGCCACGGCCGAGGAUUCAGCGCUCCAGUUGCUGAGCCGCAACGUGUACCUCGACCAAGUCCACACUUUCUUGCGAGACGCCGCUCAUGAGGUGAUCGAGAACGUGACAGCUCUCCAGAAGCCUAAGACGCCGAAUCAAAUGAAGGUGCGAGCCCUCAAGACGCUCUUCGGCCGACUUUCCGAGGCCGGCGUACCGCACACGCACGAGAACCAAGUCGGCGACUGGGAUGUUCUCUUCUUCACCACUGAGGCGCUGCUGGGGUGUCGUGAGACGCACCGCGACCAGACAGCCGCAGUCGCUCGUCUUGGCGCUGCUGCGGCGGAGCAGUAUCGGUUUGCUCGCUGGCUGCAGCGACUGCGCGAGGUGGAGAGAAAGCCGCACCACGACCUUUCCGCCGCACAGGCAAAGCGCGGAACUGGGAUAGCCGAGAGCCUCUUUGCGAACGCCGUACAUGUGGCAACAGUACUGUGCGAGCUGUUUCACCUGCAUGAGCAGCUACGCGUGCUGGAGGUCGCUGUGCAGCACAGUGUACUGGCCUCUGACGGCGACACUGAUGGCGGUGUCGUGAGUCACGCUGUACCGCGUGUCUUCCUCGAUGACGCUGUCGAGGUUGCUUGCCUUGUUCAGUCCGUGUGCAGUGGCCUGGGAUGGAUGGCGCAGCAGCCGCACAUGGUUGCCAAAACUACAGCAGAGGCUCACGGGCUCGUGCACGAGCUGGCGGGCGUCUCGAAUGAGCUGUGGUCUAUUUGCACCUCGCAGGAGCCGCUGCGCCGCUCCGCCGCGUCUACGGUGCCGCCUGGCAUUUCCAAGUGCUACUUCGAUGUACUGCGCCGCGUACUGGGUGUGGUGUGCCGCAUACAGGCGUGCGAUGUCGCGAACAUCGCUGCUGCGGCGAAGCCUCUCGUCGACGCCGUUACUGAUAUUCUCGCGCGCCACGAGCAACCAUCGGCACAGAUGCACGAGCGUAUCGCCACGGAGGCAAAGCGGCGUCGCACCGAGCAGUUGCCGAAGCCGUGGACUCAGCGACUGAGCCAUGCCAUCGAGGAAGUGAGGGAUGCCCUCGCCCCCUGUGGAGAGGGUACGAGUGUGGUGCUCGAAGAUGAUGUGCAGAUGUCAUCGACGACGGCCACGACAGACGCGGAGGCGAAGGCGAGCAGGCACAGCGACUCUGAGUCCGAUGUGGAUGCGCCACAAUGUGAGUCAGCCGUCUACGCCCGCUACACCAUGCAUGGCGCGGCGGUCCAUGAGGCGCUGCAGCGACUCGUGCCGAUCCUGGAGGAUCUCCUCGCCUCGCCUGCCAGCUCUGAGGGUGCUACAGCCGCGACCGUUGCAACGAGUUCGGCGCCGCCGAGCGUAUGCACCCUUGCAGCGGGCGAGAGGGAGAAGCUGCUUCCACGGCUGUCUGUGUGUCGCCGCGAGGUGCAGCGUGCGCGCGAUGCGUGGUGCACCGUGCUGGAGGCGCAGUGCUCCUUCGGCGUCGUCGUUGCACGCCUCUUUACUGUGCUCCUCAAGAAGGGCUUCUGCAAGACUGAGGACGAGGAACCCGACGACGGCGAGGGCGACGGCGAGGGCGGCCAGCAGCAGAACGGCACCGGGAUGGAUGAUGGCCAAGGCGAGAAGGACGUCACGGACCAGAUCGACAACGAGGACCAGCUCAUGAACAUGAAAGAUAAGGAGGAGCAGCAGGCAGAUGAGCAGCGGCAAGGCGAGAAGGACGAGGGCGAGGAGGACACAGCGGCGGACGUGGAGACGGACUUCAACGGCCAAAAGGAGCACCGCAGCGAGAGCGAUGGCGAAGGUGACGAGGAGGGCGAGGAGUCGGACAAGGAAAUGGGCGAUGUCGACGACGGCACGGAGAAGGAACGCAAGAAGACGAAGAAAGACGCUGGUGACGCCGAUGACAUGAACGAGGAUGCUGGCGACGCGGCCGAGGAGGUGCCCGAAGACAACCUUGCCGAGGGCGAUGAGCACCGCGAGGACAACGAGGAAACCGGUGGCUUUGACGACAAGGCGGACGAGAUUCGAGACGCCGAUGAGGAUCGCUCCUGCGAGCACGACAUGGUCGGCGACGACGACAAGAGCGAGAUGGACGAGGACGGUAGCAGCGGCGGCGACUCCGUCGAGCACAGCGAUACUGAUGGUGAGGAGCGCGACGAGAGCGUGCGGGACGAUAAGUUGCCCAGCGACGCGGACGAGGAACCGGAGGAGAGCGACGUUGCCUCUGAGGGUCGCGUUGACAGUGACGCCGCGACCGACGCGGAGCGCAGCGAGUUGGGCGAGGAAGAGGUGGAGCAGCAGGAUAACAGUGAGAGCGCGGGUGAUGUAUCGGACAUCGAGAAUGCCAGCGACGGCCCCGACGAGAACGUGUACGAGGGCGGCCAGCAGGAUGAUCGAGAAGGCGACGAGGCUACGGAGAACCAGGACAAGGACAAGAAGGACACGUCCGCAAAGGUCCGCAAAGAGCAGGCCGCCAAUGAGGAGGAGCAGCCAGGCACAGAGCAGGAGCAGGACGACGCGGGACAGAACUGGAAGCAGCAGCAGGAGAAGAACGAGCAGGCGCAGCGCCGCGACAACGCGGAGCAGACCCGCUCCCAGCACAACCCGUAUCGUGCCGUCAAGGAGGCCCUGCAGCGGCAUCAGCGCCAGAUGCAGCAGCUCAACCUUAACCAGCACGUGGAGGUGACGGAUGAAAAGGACGAGCCCAAGGCGGAGAAGCCACCGAAGCCGGACCAGGCAGGCGAUCAGGAGGAUGUUGAAGAGUUCGACUUUGACGAGGACGGAGACCGUGAGGGCCUAGCUGCUGCUGAGCACACCGAGGCAAAGCCAACUGAAACAGACGCGUAUGAGGACGAGGAGAGCCACAGUGACGCGAGCGGCGACAAGGAUGGCAUAGGGGAGGACGAGGACGAGUCCGCUGACGCCCCGCAAGACACGCGUCGCAAGCGUCGCCAGAGCAGGGACGAGCUCACCGAGCUGGAGGCGAAGGAGGCGGCGGCAACAUCCCAGAGGAAGAGGUCCAAGAGGAAGGUGCGGACCACCGCCGGCGAUGAGGACGCGAGUGCGUCGGAGGACCAGGAGGACGAUGACAGCACCAAGAAAGACGACGAAGAUGCCGCGGCGGAAGCGAAUGCGAAGCUUGAGCGAGGUCGGCAGCUGUGGCUGGAGCAGGAGACCGCGGUGCAAGGCCUCUCUCAACAGUUGUGCGAGCAGCUCCGCCUCAUCCUCGCUCCGACGCUCGCUGACAAGCUCCAGGGCGACUACAAGACAGGCAAGCGGCUUAACAUGAAGCGCAUCAUUCCGUACAUCGCCUCUCAGUUCAAGAAGGACCGUAUCUGGCUGCGUCGCACAAAGCCGAGCAAGCGCACAUACCAAAUACUGGUGGCCCUCGAUGACUCGCUGAGUAUGCAGUGCAACAAUGCUGGCGUGCUAUCCUGCCGUGCAGUAGCCCUCAUUGCCAAGGCUCUGCAACAGCUGGAGGUGGGAGAGUUCGGCGUCGCGUGCUUCGGCAAGGAGACUCACGUGGUGCAUCCCCUGGAGGAGCCGUUUCUCGCCGACAGCGGCCCGCGCCUCUUCAGCGAGAUUACGUUUGAGCAGAAGUCCACAAACAUGAAGCUGCUCUUAGAGACGACGCUCGGCUACCUCGACGACGCUCGCGACCGCAUGCGUGGCCAGACUCGCUCUACGACACAGCAGCUGCAGCAGAUCAUGUUUAUCAUCGGUGAUGGGCAGAUUACGGAGAACCGCGACGACUUGCGCCAGCUGAUGGUGCGGGCCGAGGAGAACAACCAGAUGGUCGUGUUCGUGUUGCUGGAUAUCAGGGCAGCUGAGGGGGACACCGCUACGCCCAGUGCCAGGCCAUCUGCCGCUCCAGCCGCAGCCGCGCAGCUCAGGGCAAAGGCGUUGCAGGGACUCUCUACUGCAGAGCGCCUGCGCCGUCUCAAGGCGGAUCGCGAGGCGCGACUGCAUCGCGUGCAGUCGAGCUCGAUCCUGGACAUGCAGGUUGUCGAGUUUCAAGCUGGCCGCGUGGUGCGCCGCCCCUACAUGGAGGGCUUCCCUUUUCCUUACUACCUCAUCAUCCGCGACAUUCAGAAUUUGCCGGAGAUCAUCGCGGACGCCAUGCGGCAGUGGUUUGAGCUACUCAAUGCCGGCGUGUAA